Messenger RNA from Pichia kudriavzevii, 4017 nucleotides. RefSeq lists its product as uncharacterized. Gene Ontology annotation, molecular function: protein binding; nucleic acid binding. The transcript has a single exon. Gene Ontology annotation, cellular component: mRNA cleavage and polyadenylation specificity factor complex; nucleus. The record is from RefSeq and is a predicted model, not a curated record. Bases 1 to 4017 code for a protein of 1338 amino acids. NCBI's taxonomy places the organism in Eukaryota, Fungi, Ascomycota, Pichiomycetes, Pichiales, Pichiaceae.
AUGGAUGUCUACAAUCAGUUUGUUAAUCCUACUACCUCUUUGUUGAGUUUGUACUGCAAUUUUGUUUCAAAAGAUGAAGAUAAUCUAAUUGUGUCCAAGGGAAAUUUAAUUCAAGUCUUCAAAAUCGUUGAUGUUAGCUCAAAAUUUGAUUCGAUAAAGGAUGAAAAAAUUGAUUUAUCAGGAUACCAUGCCAUAAGUGAAGAGAAUUACAAAUUGAUUUUGGUUACGGAAUAUACUCUGAAUGGUGUCAUUUUAGAUAUGCAUAGAUUCAGGACCACCGGUGAAAAUGUAGACUAUUUACUCAUAUCAACUGAACCUGCCAAAAUCUCUCUUGUUAAAUGGAAUCCUGCAGACUUUACUGUAAGUGUAGUGAGCUUGCACUAUUAUGAGACAGUUUUGAAUUCUCUACUUAUGGAAAAGUUGAAAGAUUCAGUUGUUUCGCAUAGAACUGAUCCAAAUUUUGGCUGCUCCAUAAUGCAAGUUGAAGACUUGGUAGUAUUUUUACCCUUCGUUCAAGUUGAUCACGACAUGGAGUUAAAUGAUGACUAUGAUCCUCUGGAAAACUCCGAUAAAACAAAUGAACUGUCAAAAAACGAUUUAUUUGAAGAGAGUUUUAUAGUUAACGCAAGUACAUUACAUCACGGCCUGAAAAAUAUAAUCGAUAUUCAGUUUCUAAAUUCAUACAGAAGCCCAACGCUGGCCAUUUUAUAUGCACCGGAUUCAGAAACCUGGGCAGGCUACUUGCCAAAGAGAAAGGACAAUCUAAAGUUGAUAGUGUUAUCACUCCAUUUGAAAGAAAAAUCUGCAAAUGUUAUUAUCGAAAUUAACAGCCUACCUUAUGAUCUUUAUCGGAUAGUUCCACUUGACGAUCCGAUCAAUGGAUUAUUGAUUGUUGGUGCAAAUGAAAUAAUCCAUAUUAAUUCUUUGGGGUCCCCCAAGGGUAUAUAUGUGAACGAAUUUUAUUGUUUAAGCAGUUCUUUUCCUUUGAAAAGCCAACAGGAACUUAACCUGUUUUUAGAACAUUCUGCAGUUGCACAAGUUGGAAAAAAUGAAGUAUUAUUAGUAACAAAAGAUGGGGAAUUUUACACUUUGAUAUUCGAUGAAAUUGGAGGCGUUUCUAAUCUCAACAGAAUUGUUUCAAAUAGUCCAUCAAAUUAUGCAGAUAUCAGCGUCAACUCAAUUUUGAGUAUUGAAACUAUACCUCAUAAGAACAUGGUUUUUAUGUGCUCCCGGGGGAGUGACUCUGUGCUUGUAAAAUGGGAAUACCGGUUGCAGCCCACUACUUCAAGCGACAAUCAUGAUGGCGAUGAAAUAGUAGAUACUGAUGACGAUUUCUGGUUGUACAAUGAUAAUGGGGCACAAAAUAAUGAUGAAUUAAGCACUUCUUUGACUAACUGUAAAUUCACAAUGAUUGAUGCAUUAAUAAAUACUGGUCCUUUGUCCGAUUUUACGUUUGGGUACUCUUCAACUGAAAAAAAGUUACAUGGUCUUACAAAUCCAAAUUAUAAGGAAUGUGCAAUAUAUGGUACCUCAGGGCUAGGAAAAUCAGGCUCCGUUUCGAUAAUCACACCAACUGCUAAACCACUGAUCAAGUCUUCCCUAAAAUUCUCUCAUGCUAGCAAAAUUUGGACAAUUAACAGCCACGACGGAGAGACCAAAUAUUUGAUUAUCACUGACCAAAAGAUGUCUACAACCCAAAUUUUUGAGGUUUCCAAGGACUACCAAGAAUAUAAAACAAAGGCUUUUAGAGGGAAACACUUUUCAGUUCAAUUUGGCUCUAUCAGUAUCAAUGAAAAAAUAAGACCUGUUCAAAUUAUAGCCCAUGAAGUCCUUAUUUACAAUUUAUCCUUUGGUUUUAUCUGCUCACUAAAAGUAGAGAAGGAAGUAAACCUCUCUAUAAUAUAUGAUAAUUAUAUUGUUUUACUAAUGAAAACCGGCGAAAUUGAAAUUCUUGAAUAUGACGACAAUUCCAAAGAAUUAGCUAGGAUGGACUUACCUGCCCUACUAAACUUUCAAAUAUUCACAAAUGCUUGGAUUACGAAAUCGGAUCUUUUGACCUGGGCUGUGCCUGCCAAAAAAAGAGAUGCUGUUGGGGAACUCGUUGAUGUAAAGAAGGAUAUACGUAACGAGGAAGUUCUAUUUUGGCUUGUGACAGCUGAUAACAGACUAUUGGUCUUCAGAAAGGAGCAUUUGGAAAAAGUAUAUGAGUUUGAAGGCAUACACAAUAUGCCUGAGUAUUUACAACUUACAGCUAUGAAUCCUAAUUAUGAAGCCGAUGUCGAUCCUAUUUUGAAGCAAUGUAUCUUUACACAGAUCGGAGAUAAAUAUGAUCGUGAGGAUUACAUGAUAAUUCUAACUUUUGGUGGUGAAGUGAUAAUGUAUCAAUUAUUUUAUGACACCCAGAAAAAAUAUUUCAAGUUCAUGAAAGCAAACGAUUUAUUUCAGUUGCCGAUAACUGGCGCUCCGGGUAAUUCCUAUUCAUUUGCUACAAAAGUUGAGAGGAACCUCUUUAAAAUUGAUGACGUUGGUGGCUCAUCUGUGAUAAUGGUCAGUGGUGCGCUACCUUUUAUUAUCUACAAACAAUAUAAUUCAGUUCCAAGAAUGUUCAAGUUUACCUCAAUGCCAUUCUUGUAUUUUGCGCCUUAUUCCACUAACAUUUGCUCUGAUGGUAUUAUUACUAUUGAUGAUAAAAAAUCAUGUAGAAUGGUGCAGUUGGACUUUGAAUACGACUACUCCAAUAAACUUCCAAUAAAGAAAUGCAAAGUUGGGGAAACCAUCGAUAAAAUUGCUUAUCAUGAAGACGCAAAUGUUUUUCUGGUUUCAACUAUAUCCACUGAAAAUUAUAAUCUUUUGGACGAAGAAGGUGAAGAUACUAUUGAUCAUAAUAGAGACCUUAAGAAGCCAGCACAAAACUACAGGGGAGCUAUAAAGCUACUAUCACCAGGGAAUUUAACUGUAAUUGACACGCUAGAUCUCGAUGAAAAUGAGGUUUGUACUGCACUGAAUGUUUCUAAUUUGAGAAUAAAUGGUACUGAAGGGAAAAGGGCUCAGAUAUUUGUCGGGACAGGAAUCUAUCAAAACGAAGAUGUUGCUACAAUGGGUGCAUAUAAAUAUUUGGAUAUUAUCAAUGUCGUUCCGGAGCCUGGUUUUCCUGAAGCCAAACACAAACUUAAGUUAUUAAGUACAGAAACAUACAAGGGGCCUAUUUUGGAUGUAUGUGAAGUCGAUGGUAGGUUUGCUGUAAUUCAAGGACAGAGGAUGUUAGUGAGGCAGUUAAAAGGAGAAAGCAAUUCCACGCCUGUUGCAUUUGUAGACACUUCUUUGUUCUCGUCCAAAGUAAAAGCGUUUGAAAACUUCAUUUUGAUUGGUGAUUCGUACCAAAGUGUAUCUCUGCAUGGAUUUGAAGCUGAGCCUUAUCGUAUGGUUUCACUGGGUAAAGAUGAACACAACAUGAAACUUAAUGAGUGUGAAUUCAUAGUACAUAAUCAAAGCAUGUUUAUAUUGGCUUCUGAUGAUAACAGAGUCCUUCAUAUUUUACAAUAUGAUCCAUAUGAUGUCAAUUCCUUAAAAGGACAUAAACUACUCAGAAGAACAGCCCUGAGAACUAACUCUUAUACAACAAAAAUGCUUCGGAAAGACAGAAGAGAGGCAUGUUUUUCAAUGGUUAACACGUUGCCUAUUAGAAAAGACGUUGAUUUAGGGUUUGAGGUUAUUGGUUGUAAUAUUGAUGGCUCAAUAUACAAAGUUUCCCCAAUCAACGAAUAUCAGUAUAGAAGACUUUAUUCCUUGCAAAACCAAAUUGCAGAUAAAGAAGCACAUUGGUUGGGUUUGAAUGCAAAAAUGAAUGCUGUUGGUGACUUACAAGACGAGAUGAAUGUUAUAAAAAGGCCGAUUAUUGAAUAUCGGUUAUUGACUAGAUUCAGUAGCAUGGCCGAAGAUAAAAAAAAAAUGUUUGCUAUUAAAUUGGGUAAAGACGCUCUAGUAGAUGUAUACCGGGAUAUGAUAUCUUUACAAUAG